Molecule: messenger RNA, 1248 nt
Organism: Sander lucioperca (pikeperch)
Lineage: Eukaryota; Metazoa; Chordata; Actinopteri; Perciformes; Percidae
Product: olfactory receptor 10J4-like
Exons: 2
Coding region: 1-1248 (415 amino acids)
Biological process (GO): G protein-coupled receptor signaling pathway
Cellular component (GO): membrane
Molecular function (GO): G protein-coupled receptor activity; olfactory receptor activity
Source: RefSeq, a predicted model, not a curated record
AUGGAUAACGAAUUAAAUGUAACAUAUAUAACUUUUGAUGGGCAUGUGGAAGUGCAGAAAUACAGAUAUCUUUAUUUUGUGAUCAUGUUUACAGCAUAUAUUUUAAUAAUUUGCAGUAAUUCCACUAUUGUGGGCAUCGUAGUGAUUAACAAAGCCCUCCAUGAACCUAUGUACAUUUUCAUUGCAGCGUUGUUAAUCAACUCUGUUCUUUACAGCACUGCUAUCUAUCCAAAGCUUUUGAUUGACUUUUUAUCUGAAAAACAGAUCAUAUCUUAUUCAGCCUGUCUCUUUCAGUGGUUUAUAUAUUACACUCUAGCCAUUUCAGAAUUCUUCCUGUUGUCAGUCAUGGCUUAUGACAGAUAUGUGUCUAUAUGUAAACCUCUGCAAUAUCCAACGAUCAUGACAAAAAAAACUGUUUAUGUUUUCCUGAUUUUAGCUUGGAUUCUACCUGCUUGUCAGUUUUCAGUGGGACCGUUACUAAUUGCAAAUAAAAAGCUCUGUUAUUUUAUUUUAAAAGGGAUCAUUUGCAACAGCACAAUUCAGAAACUCCACUGUCUGAGUUCAACAGUGCUGAAUAUAUAUGGCUUGAUUGUGUUUGUAAGUGCUGUACCUCUUCCUCUUCUCUUUAUACUUUUUACAUACACAAGGAUAUUUAUAAUAACAUAUCAAAGUAGUAGAGAAGUCAGGAGAAAAGCUGCACAGACCUGUUUACCCCACCUGUUGGUUCUAAUCAACUUUUCCUGUUUGACUACAUAUGAUGUACUUCUAGCUCGACUAGAAACCGAUUUUUCCAAAACUGUUUAUUUAAUUAUGUCUUUACAAAUGAUUUUGUAUCAUCCUCUUUUUAAUCCGAUCAUUUAUGGACUGAAAAUGAAAGACAUUUUUAAACACCUGGAGAGAUUGUUCAUCAUCCUCUCCACUCGCUUCCCGUACCUCCAGUCAGCUGGCCUCACCGUUCGGUCCCCCUCGCACGGCUCUCCACUUCAUCCUGCUCUGCUCCUGCCCUGCCCUGCCCUCGUUCCUGCUUCCAGCCACCCUCCACCUCGACUCCCCUCUUCCCCGGACUCCAGUGCCUCCUCUUCGGCCCCCUUGGUCCCGGUUCCCCUGCGCAUCCCCGCUAGCUCCCUCACCAUCCUAGCCCUACAGCCUCCCUCUGCAUUCCCUCACCAUCCUACCCUACAGCUUACCCCUGCAUUCCCUCACCAUCCUAGCUCUACAGUCUCCCUCCGCAUUCCCUCACCAUCCUAG